Molecule: messenger RNA, 2181 nt
Organism: Fusarium subglutinans
Lineage: Eukaryota; Fungi; Ascomycota; Sordariomycetes; Hypocreales; Nectriaceae
Exons: 8
Coding region: 1-2181 (726 amino acids)
Source: RefSeq, a predicted model, not a curated record
AUGGAGACCAAUAACGAGAAGAAUGCGGUGCUUCUUAGUGGUAUAUCGUUUCCCCUACUCAACCAAGAAGACGAUUACUCCGCCUCCAUGGACGGCUGCACCUACACCAAGCUUGUCACGUUCGACAGUUGGGUCUGGCAAGAGGCCUGCAGACGAUGCGAAAUCAUCCAACACCCUCUUAUCGACUUGAGGGUUGGGCCACUUUGGCAUCGAAACGAAGCCGUCAUCAGACACGCUAUGUGCUAUCGGUAUUCUACAACUUUUACUCCCCGCGGGCACGAAAAUGAGAGCAACGAGCAGGACAUGGAAGGUCACCGUGAGUACAUUGCUCGGGCUGCACUGAGACUCGAUCGACGUGUCUCUCAAAGCAUACCUCCCUGGCAUCCGGAGAACCGAGAAGUCGAUGUCUUGUCCCUGGCUUCGAGUCAUGGUAUUAGGUGGAAGAUGAAAACAGUUAAGGGGGAUACUAUUCCAAAGCUUCGAAGAAUUCCUGAUUCUUGUAUCAAAUGGGUUGAGCCUGAGCAUUUGGAGGCUGCUAAGCAGGAGUACAAUAAGCAGGAGAAUCAUGAGCAGGAUCACUUGGCCCCGAUUGGUCAAUGGCCAGACGAUUCUAUACAGUCAAUUAUUCAUGCUCAUAUGAAUGGCUAUCACAUUGUUUGCGAACGAGGUCGGGAUCCCGACGAUAACUUCUUUCACCCAGAGCUUUACUCAUCUUUGACUACCACCAUCGACAAAACCGCUUUCGAGGCUUUUUCUAAGAUGGAUCUCCGGGGAAACGGCCCAGAAAUCAAGGACCCAGCUAUCAAUCGACUUUGGCAAUCUCAGGAGAACGGGAAAACACGUUAUAUGACAGAUCAUACCAAGCUACAAUUCAUCAUUCAGCAACAUAUUGAUGGCGAUGCUAUUUUUGAGCUGAUCACAUACGAGAGCGAACCUAGACCAGCCACCAAAAAGAACCCCGUCGGACUCCUACAAGCCGUGGUCGUCUUUCAGGUCAAAUUUGUUACCAAGAGCCCAUUUCGUCUCCGGCUUAAUCUUUACAACUUACGACAGAAGCAAGAUAUAUACUACCUUUUCUUGCCUCCACGAUCACAUCAAGCGCGAGAUUCACCCCGAACUUCCCAAGCACGAGAGCAACGUAUUGGUCGAGUUGCCCGGCUCCAGGGUUUCCGAUACAACGUCCAAGUCGAACUAUCUCCAUCGUUUGUACAUCCUCGAUCAACUUGGGAAAUUCUUCAGUCCAAUCUCACUGGCCUGGGCAAGAAUCUCAACAAGCCUAUUCAGAUUGCCGUGUACGCUUUCUAUAUGGCUCAAGUCAAGUUAUUGGACCAUGAACUGAAUGACCUCGUUCUUAAUGAGAUCAUUAUAGCAGAGGAACGACAUCACAUCAAGACAUCUAGUCUUGAUUCUGCGCAAGGCAACGAGGCACAUGUGGUAUUCAUCGACUACGGCCUUGUUUCCGACAUCGGGUUACAGCAGAGAGCUAUCGGACCUCAAUUUGCUUCUUCAAACUUGUACUGGGCCAGCGCAGCUGGUCUCAAACGUGCCUAUUACCGCAUUUCAUUCGAUUUGCUCGUCAAUCACCGUCCUGCAUUAUCCAUCAUGGCGCCACCUGCGCAACACGGCGUGUCCGACGAGAAUGAAAGCACCGGUCAUGUUAGAGAUCUGGCUAUUCGUUGGUUGGACAAGGACAUGGACGCUGUCGCUUUCACCGAUUUUUUCCACGAACUCUGCGAAAAACAUGAAUUACUUCAGCAGUGUCUGAUCGAAAUCAAGAAAAUUCAAACCGCCAACAAGACAUGUAUCAACCAUUGCCUCGAACUUGGCGAGCGAGUGUCAUCAUCACCAUGGAUCAACGGGGCGCCACGCUACCAGGAAGUGAUUGAUUUUCACAUCAAGCUAAUCCGCAACAUGGAAAUCAUGAAUCGAAAAGCAGUAAACCUGAUUUCAAAUACUAUCGAGGUCGCCGAGAAACACCUCCAGGCUACUGCAUCGUCACUUGCAUCGAUUGUGAACCAGUGGAAUGGACCCUAUGAAGAUGAAGCAAUAUUUGCAACACUGCAGAUGUGCAAGGAUGACUGCGAGUGGAUGCAGAGAGAGAUCCCUAGGACUGUGGCCACAUUGGCUGGGAUGGGGCAUCAAAUUGAGAAGCAUAAGAAUGCGCUGUCCGGGUUCCUGUAA